GGCCAACAUAGGCCCAUAAUAAAAAAAAAUUCUCUAUCUUCUUCCGCCGAGCGGAGAACAACUCCACCGUCAUAGAAGGAAAAGACGAUGAACACUUCCACCAGACUCCUCUCUCUCUUCUCUCCUCAUCCUCCACCUCUCUUCCUCUUCCGUCGCUUAUCCAAUCUCCGUCGUCUCCACCGCCUAACGUCUUUUCCUCUUCCCCCCGUUUCCUCUCCUAAUCGCCGUUCUUUCAUCCUAACGCCGUUUAUCCACACGACACGGUUCCACACUCACCGUCUCCGCUUCUCCGCCUCCUCCGAUUCUGUUCCUUCUUAUUAUCACCAACGGAUACCUGAAUGGGGAGAGCUACUCCAAUCUCUCUCCGAAGCUGGCUACAUCACAGAUUCUGCGAUAAAUUCGAAUUUCGAAAACGAGUUCGUUCCUGGUUUUCCAGAUGUAUUCAUCUCUCCAGCUAUGGCUUGCUUAGGUUUAGCACGUGAUCGACCUGAGUUACUUGAGAUGGUUUCGAGGAGAGAUGUUGAAGUGGUGGUUGAGAAUGUGAAGCCGUUUGUUUUUAGGAAAGGUCAAGAUUCACUCAAAAGGAUGAGUGUUUACUUAAGAAGUGGUCGUCAUGAUAAUAUAGUGGAUGUGGAUAAGGCGAGUAUGGUGGAUUUGAUGAGGCUUCUUUUGAGUUGUGUUGUGGAUUUUGCGUCUUCUGAGGGAAGGAAAUAUCAUGAGCAAGAGAUUGUGGAGGCGUCGGUUCGAAGGCUUGUGGGAGAGAUAGUGAAGAUGAGCUUCCGUACUUCUUCUGAGUCUAAUGUUCAUGGCGCAAUGCAGAAUCAGUUUUCAGGUAGAAAUGGACAACCGCUUGGUUCUUUUCAGAAGAACGUUGAGAUGAAACGAGGUGAUUGGAUUUGCUCAAGGUGCAGUGGGAUGAAUUUUGCGAGAAAUGUCAAAUGUUUCCAGUGUGAUGAAGCAAGACCAAAGAGACAGCUUACUGGUAGUGAAUGGGAGUGUCCCCAAUGCGAUUUCUACAACUAUGGGAGGAACAUAGCUUGCUUAAGAUGUGACUGCAAACGACCCAGGGACUUCUCACUCAAUUCAGCCAACUCUGCGAAGGAUCCUGAACUUGAGAGAAGAAUGGUUGAAAAUGAAGAGAAAGCACAGAGGUGGUUUAGUAAAGUCGCACAAGGUGGUUCUGAUGCAAACAGUGUUGACACAGAUGAAGAUUUUCCAGAGAUUAUGCCUCUGAGGAAAGGAGUGAACAGAUUUGUUGUUAACACGAGAAAGACACCUCUUGAGAGAAGGUUGGCUAAUGCUGAGACAGAUGGAACUAAAACGAAUAAGAGCCUGAAUGAGAUUCUUGGCUCUACAUCCUCUUUGGCUUCUUCCAGGAGGUUUGAAUCUUCUCAGGUAGUUAACUCUGAUUUUGUCCCCUUCGUGCCACUACCGUCUGAUAUGUUUGCCAAGAAGCCUGACAAGGAGGAAACACUGACCACCAACAACCAAAUAGACGGUGUCUCAGACAAGUCAAGUCCAAGUCCUUUUGGUCAAGAAACAGAUGAACCUGAAAGAGAUGAGAAAGAAUCAGAGGAGAAACCUGCGAGGUGGUUAAAGAGGAUCACAGAACUGCACAACGUCUCAGAUCUCGAAAGCGAGAUACAGGAGGAGACUUCUCCUGAGAAAAUGCCAAUGCGAAAAGGUGAGAAUCAGUUUGUUGUCAGCAGGAAGAAAGACCGUUCUUUGACUCCUCCAGCAAACAAGAGACGCAUCUCCAUUGAAACAAAAGACUCAGACUUCGUCCCUUUUGUCCCUUUCCCACCUGACUAUUUCGCCAAACACAAACAACCAGAGGAAACAACAACAACAGCAACAGAUACUAUUCCAGUCCCAGUACAAGAAAAACCAAGAGAACCUUCAAGCAACAAUCAGGAACCAACGGCAGGGAAGUUGAGAAAUGGAAAGAGCUUGGAGGGUUCAUUAGUUAAGGAGCCUGACUAUUUGGACAUGUCAGAGGAAGCUAAAGCGGAGAGAUGGUUUAAGCGAGUGGCUGAGAUUAAGAACAUAUCAGAGCUGAGUCAGAUCCCUGACGAAGAUUUCCCGUCGAUAAUGCCAAUGAGGAAAGGAGUGAAUAGGUUUGUCGUCAGCAAAAGGAAGACUCCAUUGGAACGACGUUUAGCUUCUCAACGUCAGCAGAGAAAUCCUCCUCCGAUCACAGACUCUGAUACAACCCGUAAUGGAGGAGAUUCAUGACCUUGUAGCAUAAUAACAUUUUUACUGGAGUAAUAUACUCAUUUUGUUUUUAGUUUACACUACUACAUAUUUAUUUUUAUUUUGGUCAACAUUAAAUUUUGAUUAGUGUAAGGAAUAAAUAGUUAGUGUUGCAAACAAGGCAAGUAUAACGUGAUGGGUUUAAAAAGUUAGGUCUACCA
Messenger RNA from Eruca vesicaria subsp. sativa (arugula), 2414 nucleotides. Lineage: Eukaryota; Viridiplantae; Streptophyta; Magnoliopsida; Brassicales; Brassicaceae. The record is from the annotation of a GenBank genome assembly.